Messenger RNA from Aspergillus steynii IBT 23096, 1941 nucleotides. RefSeq names its product acyl-CoA thioesterase. Lineage: Eukaryota; Fungi; Ascomycota; Eurotiomycetes; Eurotiales; Aspergillaceae. The record is from RefSeq and is a predicted model, not a curated record. Gene Ontology annotation, molecular function: acyltransferase activity, transferring groups other than amino-acyl groups; fatty acyl-CoA hydrolase activity. Gene Ontology annotation, cellular component: peroxisomal matrix. Gene Ontology annotation, biological process: fatty acid catabolic process; acyl-CoA metabolic process. The transcript has 7 exons. The coding region runs from base 1 to 1941 and encodes 646 amino acids.
AUGGCGCCUAAAAACGAGGAGCCCAAACUACGCACCUCGCUCGAUUUCGCCGGGUUAAUGGCGCUACGACAACUCGACAGUCCCGAACAGACCGCCUCCCACCCUGAAAAGACCGAGCGAUUCCAAUCGCUAUCAGUGCCCUUUCCCCCUGGCGAGCGCGAUUCAGCAUUCGGCGGCCACGUUUUCGCACAGUCCGCCUUUGCCGCCUCCAAGACCGUCGACAAGGGCUUUCUAAUCCACGAUAUAACGGGGACCUUCAUCCUCCCCGGCCGUCUGGACGUCCCGUACAUCUACACCGUGCGCCACCUCCGCGACGGCAAAAUGUACUGCACGCGGGCGAUCGACGCGCGACAAGACGGCGCCAUCUGCUUCUCGAGUCUCUGCUCCUUCAAGCGAGACGAGAGAGGCGCAACGGUCAGCCACCAGCCAUCGCCAGCGCAGGAGCGAUACGCGCGCAUCCUCGCUGCAAAGCGACCAGAAGAGCAACCCGUCAGCGCGGGCGUCGACGUGGACUGGUGGAUCGAGCUGGUGAAGAACGGCGACGUCGUGGAGACGGAGUUCCCGGGGCUAGACGUCCGCAAGGCCGAUAUGCAGGGGUACAAUGAGUCCGCGGAGGUGAAGCAGCGGCCGGAGAAGUAUCGCCAGCUGAACCUGUACGCGCUGAAGGGUCUACCCGAGGAAUCUGGGGCGGGGGUCUGCAGGGCGGAAAUGCGGAGACGAGAGCAGUCGGCGGAGUAUGAUAACCUGUAUGCCUGUGCGCAUAUGUAUGCGAGUGAUCGCAACUCUCUGCUGCUGAUUCCGCGGGCCCUGGGGCAUGGGAGUUUUGUGGCGAUGGCGAGCUUGACGCUCAUGGUUGUGUUUCAUGAGCAUGGGGAUGCGCUGCGGAUGGUGGAUUGGGAGGCGGCGGAGGGCCAGGGGGAGGGGGAGGUGUCGAAGAAGUGGUUUGUACAGGAGGGCUGGACGCCGCGGUCUGGUGAGAAUCGCGCAAUCCAUGAGAGUUGGCUGUGGAGUCCGGAUGGGACGUUGCUGGCGACGAGCUAUCAGGACACACAGAAUAGGAGAAAAAGAACUAGACUCACUUCUCCACAAAAAUCAACUCCUUCGAAUCGCUGGGCUGCACGGCAAACUUCUCUACCUUCAGACUCUUUCAUUUGUUUAACUAAUGUCCCACAACACAGAAUCAAUAGCUCCGGGAAUACGACAUGCACUAAGAUACUGGUUCCCCUCACGGAGGCAGACAUUCCUGGAGCGAUCGAGGUCAUCCAGCAAGCAUUUGCCGAAGACCCAUAUUUCGAGUGGGUUUUUGAUUCCCCCAACUUCAAUAAACAAAGAAACCAUGACUCUCUAGCUGUUCGCUGCCUGUGGGGCAUCAACAAUGCCCUGUUUUAUGUCGCGAAGGAGACAAAUGACGGCGCGAAGGGAGAGGCAGUGGAUCGCACGGAUCAGAAUAGUGCGAACACAGGUUCCUCGCGUAUUGUGGGUGUCUCGUGCUGGCUGCCGCCCCGUGCAUCUACCGAGCCGGAAAGCUGGUACAGCUGGUACCAAGGGUGGGUGCUCUCGUUCCGCCAGCUCAUGAAUAAUUUGUCCCACUGGGGCCGGGGUGGUCUAAUCUCGCGGCGAUAUUGGAUCUGGAAGGAAAGGCAGGCGGAGGCCCAGGGCGCGAUCUGGGACGAUCCCAAGGGAUAUUAUUUCUGCAACAUCGUGGCCGUCAAGCCCGAUGCCCAGGGCGGCGGAAUCGGAAGGAAGUUGUUUGAGAUAGUCACCGACCAGGCUGAUCGCGAGGGCGUGAAAUCGUACUUGGAAAGUUCGCGGAACGAGCCUAACGUGCAGAUUUAUGAGAAGAUGGGAUUCGAAAUGAAGCGGGAGAUGGAAUGCCGAGAUGGGGACGAUGCUUGCAUGCUGUAUUGUAUGGUCCGCGAGCCCCGGCCGCAGAAGCAAUAA